AUUUUCCACCUUGUCCACUGUUACCUCAGGCACAGUCUCAGUGGGCUGGGCCACUCCUCCGGCCACCCCCUGCCCUUCUUGUCUCGGGGCCUCCACAGACACUUUCGCAAGUUGUUAUCCUGUCUGUGGCCAUCUACUCUAUCGCCCGCACCACCUCCCAGCAGGCCCCGCUGCCAACGGCAUUUGCUCAGUGGCAGUCAGCUUGGUGGCCGCCAUCUUUACUGCACAGGAUUGCAGUUUAGGUCCAGGUACAGACUGGUGAGUCCCUCCUGCCAUGUCUGUCAUGGAGAAGCAAGACCUGACUGAAGCUGGUCAGGACAGAGCUGAUAGUGAGGCAGACCAUGACCCUGGACUCGCUGGGGUCCCAGUGGUUACCCCCGCAGAAGAGUCAGAUGAAAUCGUGUUGGUUGCGGCCUUUCUGGUUUCCCAGGCAGUCGCCAUAGCCCUUCAGGAAGCAAAGAAGGGUAGUCAGGAGGCCGCCCAGACCACAGUUGAGGAGGACAGAGACACCUGCUCAGCAGAGCAAGAGGAAGGCAUGGAGGAGGGGCAGGAGGAGGAGAAAGAGGAACAGGACUACGUCAUUGAGGAGGAGGAAGAUGAGGAUGAAGGGGAAGACUGCAACAAGCAGUUUAAAGCAUAGAAAGACAUGGAUGAAAGAGAAACAGUGUUCUUCACGGAUUUGAGAUGUUUCGAAAUUCAGUAGUGCAUGGGAAAUUUCAUCAACACUAGCUUGUCCAGGAGUUCAUCACCCAAAAAGUAACAUCCACUGAUACUUGGUUUUUGUCUUUCUUCAUAUAUAUCUGACAACGUUUGUUCAAGUUAAAAAUAAACGUUUGUUUAAAAUGAAUCAGCU
Molecule: messenger RNA, 853 nt
Organism: Vicugna pacos (alpaca)
Lineage: Eukaryota; Metazoa; Chordata; Mammalia; Artiodactyla; Camelidae
Source: RefSeq, a predicted model, not a curated record